AUGGUCUGCAAGAAGUGCGAGUCAAAACUGUCUAAGGUUGCAGCACCCGACCCAUUCACUUCAACCUCAAGUAGCGUUAAAGAGGGGAGCCGGAAGAUUGGUGAAAACAAGCUUUUGACCCGGCCAGGAAGCUCUAAGAACAGGUUCCAGCCGUAUCAAGGGAAAUGCAAAGACUGUAAGCAGACAGUGACACAGAAUAAGGCGAAAUACUGUCAUGGCUGUGCUUAUAAAAAGGGUGUUUGCUCGAUCUGCGGGAAAGCUAUCCUUGACACGUCUGGAUACGUCAUGUCUUGCAAGUAA
This is a messenger RNA of Pisolithus orientalis, 300 nucleotides long. Its product is annotated as PDZ-binding protein. Gene Ontology annotation, biological process: cytoplasmic microtubule organization. The record is from RefSeq and is a predicted model, not a curated record. The coding region runs from base 1 to 300 and encodes 99 amino acids. Lineage: Eukaryota; Fungi; Basidiomycota; Agaricomycetes; Boletales; Pisolithaceae. The transcript has 4 exons. Gene Ontology annotation, molecular function: microtubule binding.